Abrus precatorius (Indian licorice) is the source of this 1095-nucleotide messenger RNA. RefSeq names its product protein CUP-SHAPED COTYLEDON 3. The record is from RefSeq and is a predicted model, not a curated record. Bases 1 to 1095 code for a protein of 364 amino acids. Gene Ontology annotation, biological process: regulation of DNA-templated transcription. The transcript is spliced from 4 exons. NCBI's taxonomy places the organism in Eukaryota, Viridiplantae, Streptophyta, Magnoliopsida, Fabales, Fabaceae. Gene Ontology annotation, molecular function: DNA binding.
AUGGAAGAGGUACUGUGUGAACUUAAUGAUCAUGAAAAGAGAAACGAGCAAGGUCUUCCACCGGGUUUCAGGUUUCAUCCCACUGAUGAAGAACUCAUAACCUUUUACCUUGCUUCAAAGGUCUUUAAUGGGAGUCUCAGUAGUGUCAAGUUUGCCGAGGUUGACCUCAAUAGAUGUGAGCCAUGGGAACUUCCAGAUGUGGCAAAGACGGGGGAGAGAGAGUGGUAUUUGUUCAGCCUAAGGGACAGAAAAUACCCAACAGGACUAAGAACAAACAGAGCAACGGGUGCUGGGUACUGGAAGGCCACUGGGAAGGACAAGGAAGUGUACAGUGCAUCAAGUGGAGGGUUACUUGGGAUGAAGAAGACACUUGUUUUCUACAAAGGUAGGGCCCCUCGCGGGGAGAAGACCAAAUGGGUGAUGCACGAGUACCGUUUGGACGGUCACUUUUCCCUCUCUCACCCUCACACUUCUAAGGAGGAGUGGGUGAUAUGCAGGAUAUUUCAAAAAUCUGGGGAAAAGAGAACUUCACUGCUCCAAGUCCAAGGACAUAAUUUAGAUGCCUCUUCAUCCCCAGGAAAAAGUUGUCUCCCUCCAUUACUUGCAAGCCCAACUUCAUUUACAUUGGAACUAGAUUACCAAAAUGAUCUCUCUCACCCUCACCCUUUCUCAUUGCAUACAUCUCAACCUUCUUUCCCAAUUGCAUCAGGAGAAAUCACCAACACAAGAUCAAACCAUCCAUCAUUUUCAGACCUACUCUUCAAGUCCCAGCUCUCACCACAAAAUUGCACCCUCAAAGUCAAGGAUCAAACCCAUUUAAAGCUAAGCAAAACGGAGGGUACAUUUUAUCAAUACCAACUACUAGAUGAAGCUAAUCACUUGCGCUGGAUGGACAAGUUGAACCCAAAUGCAAGUAAUUUCCACUGCUCCAUUAUUCCUCUUGAGGUAGAUGCUGGCCCAAUGGGGUUCUCAGGAGCUGCAAAUGCUGAAUUUAGGGACAUGUCUACUUCAACAACCUUUAAUAGAGUAGGGUUGCAGCAGGUGCUAGAUGCUCCUAUUGGAAUAGAUUCUUGGCCGCAGGCCCAGCAUGCUUAA